Colletotrichum destructivum is the source of this 672-nucleotide messenger RNA. RefSeq lists its product as uncharacterized. The transcript has 2 exons. The coding region runs from base 1 to 195 and encodes 64 amino acids. Lineage: Eukaryota; Fungi; Ascomycota; Sordariomycetes; Glomerellales; Glomerellaceae. The record is from RefSeq and is a predicted model, not a curated record.
AUGGAUGUACCUCGACACAGCAUUUAUGCUGCUGGGUACAUGACCAGAGUUAGAGAGUGGAGGACCACUGGUCAGCCCUUCCCAGCAGAGAGCGCCAGGCGAGGCCCCAGGCUGCUGCUCGGCUGCAUCAUCACUCCAACACGUCCACCACCACCACCACCACCACCUCCUCCUUCCAACAUACUGUCCUCGUAAUUGAGCAUUGCGUGCGUCUGGUUCAUCAUCCAGUCUGCCUGUUCUGUCGAUUGGCCUCGUUCUCUCUCGACAGUUUUUCAGACCCCAGCGACUCAAACCAAAGAACGACCGACACAUCAUCCUCGAUCGAUCCCACGAGACACCUCUACUCCCUCCUUGUCGCCUCUGCCCAUCGAUUCUCUCUCUCACGCGCACCCUCUUCCCCCGGAUCAACGCCAGCCCCGUGACCAACGACGAAGAAGAAACAUAUACUGCCAUCGCCCGCACCCGACACCCCCAGCUGCUGCAUUGCAUCUUAGCUGUGGUGUGGGAGCGGGAGCUUUUGAUUCCUGCGGCACCCUGUGCGAUAAUUACGACCACUGUUGCAACCGCUGCAACCGCUGCUACCCUACCCCUCCGCUCCGUUGCCGAAUCCAACGAGUCGCAAACUUGCACGCAUCCUUCAAACCCCCAGGUUGUUGCUCCGUCUCGACCAGU